AUGGGCCCCGGCGGCUCCUGCCGUCAAGACACUACGCGUAAUGCGACCCCCGCGAGCACCUCCACCGUCAGUUCGUCAAGCUCGGCGCCCAUUGUGGACACGAACAGUUCGUUUGAAAUAUUCGCUUAUAGGACAACUGUGUGGAGAUCGAUAUUUUUCUACGCUUUAUCUUUUGGAACCUGCGGUAUAUUUCGGUUAAUUUUACACUGGUUUCCAAAAUGGCAUAUCAAUGUUCGUGCCAAACGUUGCGCCGUCGAGCAAUGCAACUACGUGUUGGUAGUUGAUGCUCAUGACCAUUGUAAUAUCUGUAAAGUAUUUGUUCGUUAUCAUGAUGGAACUGCGCCUACGGUUGUUGCAAAUACCGAUGGUACAAUACAAGAACUGGAUGAACUACGAUGGUUCAUUUUCCGAAAACUGCAGUACUCAUGGGUAGAAGGGAAAUGGUGCACGCCGCAUAGAGCAUAUUCGAAAAUCAAGGCAGAAGAACUUCGCAACUCAACAUCAGUGAAUGGUUUAAAUACAGACGAAGUCGCUCUUCGAAGAACUUAUUUCGGUCUAAACGUUAUGACAGCUGAGUUGACUCCAUUCUUCCAGCUUAUUUGCAAAGAAAUCUUAUCUCCGUUUUAUUUGUUCCAGGCAUUCAGCGUUACGGUUUGGUUUAUCGAUGAUUACGUGUGGUAUGCUGCGCUCAUUAUUGUGAUGACAUCGUACUCAAUUUUUUUGACAUUGAGACAAACCAGGCAACAAGACCGACGAAUUCGAUCGAUGGUGGUCGAACACGAUAGCGUUGAAGUAAUGCGGGACGACGGAAGAGUGAGAACAAUUGACAGCAGCGAGCUUGUACCUGGAGACAUUAUUAUUAUUCCACCGCAGGGAUGCGCUGUUUACUGUGAUUGUGUUCUUUUAUAUGGAAGUGUGAUUGUGAAUGAAAGCAUGCUAACGGGAGAAUCCAUUCCGAUUACUAAGACGGCGAUUUCUGAUGAUGGUCAUGAUAACUUAUUUACGAUAGAAAAGAACUCAAAGAAUAUGAUUUUCAAUGGUACCAAAGUUCUCCAGACCAAGUAUUAUAAGGGUCAGCACGUAAAAGCUUUGGUUAUUCGAACUGCAUAUUCAACAACAAAAGGUCAACUCGUUCGUUCCAUUAUGUAUCCCAAGCCAACAGACUUCAAAUUCUUAACUCAAUUGAUGAAAUUUGUUGGAGUUUUAUCAAUGGUAGCCUUUUUUGGCUUCAUCUAUACUUCUAUUAUCCUUUUCUAUCGAGGUACUUCAAUUUUUACUGUAUUGAUUCGUGCACUUGAUCUCGUUACGAUCACGGUACCGCCGGCGCUUCCUGCUGUUAUGUCAAUUGGUACAUAUUAUUCAUUGAAACGGCUUCGUGAAAAGAGUAUUUACUGCAUAUCACCGACAACCAUUAAUACGUGUGGUGCUAUUGACGUGGUAUGUUUCGACAAAACGGGUACUCUUACUGAAGAUGGCCUUGAUUUUAACGCUGUUCGCUUGGUGAAAAGAAAUAUAACUAAGACCUUUUUUGAUUCGGAAAGUGUUGCCGAUGUUCGCGAAUAUCCAGAUAUCUUGAGAGCCAUGGCUACAUGUCAUUCAUUGACAAAAAUUCAAAAUGAGCUCCAUGGAGAUCCAUUGGAUGCUAUUAUUUUUGAACAAACUGGGUUUUCUUUGGAGGAAGAUGAUGACGAUAGAUCAGCUGAUUCGAUGGAUACUGUCCAGCCUUGUUUGGUGCGGCCACCGGAAAAAUGUCAAAUUCAGGAAGAUUGUUUCAUUUUGAAGCAGUUCAUUUUCAACUCCGGAUUGCAAAGAAUGUCAGUGAUUGUCUCUGCGCAAUCUUUACCAUCUUGCUUAGUGUAUUGUAAAGGAUCUCCGGAAAUCAUCGCCACGUUAUGCAAACCGGAAAGUAUUCCAGAAGAUUUUCAUAAUGUCGUUGAGGAAUACACUCAACAUGGGUAUCGUUUAAUCGCAAUUGCCCAAAAGAGUCUUGAUGAAAACUUCGAUGUCUUGAAAUCUUCAAGAAGCACGAUUGAGUGUGAUUUAGAAUUAAUCGGUCUCAUUUCAUUCGAAAAUCGUUUGAAACCUGUUACAACUAGUGUGAUCCAUAAACUAAAUAAAGCAAACAUUCGGACAGUAAUGGUUACCGGAGAUAACUUGCUCACCGCCUUAUCGGUUGCGCGAGAAUGUGGCAUUAUAAAGAACAACCGGGAUGCUUACUUAAUUGAACACGAUGAAAAAUGUUUGGAUUCACAUGGAAGACGGAAUCUAACUAUUCGGAAGAGAGAUUGUCAUGGAAGUCCUUCAUUGAAAUGCAAUGACUUAAGCAAACUAACCACCCCGGGAUAUCAGUUUGCAAUUGCUGGACCUACAUUCACUGUCAUCGCUCAAGAAUACCCAGAGAUGUUCGAUCAGUUAAUUUGUGUUUGCGAUGUGUUUGCCAGAAUGACACCUGAUCAAAAACAGAUACUGGUUGAGCAUCUGCAGAUUGUUGGGUGUACCGUCGCAAUGUGUGGAGAUGGUGCUAACGAUUGUGCGGCUUUGAAAGCAGCUCACGCAGGAAUUUCACUAUCAGAUGCUGAAGCCUCAAUCGCAGCACCCUUUACUUCGAAGGUUGCUGAUAUUCGCUGCGUGAUCACAAUGGUUAGCGAAGGCCGUGCUGCUCUUGUCACUUCGUUCAGCGCAUUUAUGUUCAUGGCGGGAUAUUCAUUGACACAGUUCAUAUCAAUCCUACUGUUGUACUGGAUCGCUAGUAGUUUAUCUCAAAUGCAAUUCCUUUUCAUCGAUAUGCCUAUCGUCACGGUACUCGCAUGGCUUUCUUCGCGAACUACUGCUUAUGCAACAAUUGCACCAUCACCACCACCUUCCAGCAUUCUUUCGGUCACUAGCAUGGUUUCGUUGUUUGGUCAAUUAGCAAUAGGUGGAUUUGCACAGGUUCUUGUGUUCUGCAUAGUCACAUUACAACCUUGGUUCCUACCUUUUGUUGCUGAUGAAAAUGAUACUGAAGCUUCUCGAAGAAGUCAACAAGGUACCUCCAUUUUCUUCGUCUCAAUCUUCCACUAUAUUGCUAUCAACGCAAUUUUCGCUAAAGGUCCACCCUACCGUAAUACAAUCUUCUCGAACCGUCCAUAUUUUGGGACUCUUAUUCUUCUAAGCAUUUUCUGCAUGUGGCUCGUUUUAUGGGACUUUACAAUUGUCCAAGAAUAUCUCGGCUGCGUAAAUUUGCCUUUUGAAUUCCGAGCAAUGAUUCUUGUUGUGGCGUGCGCUGUUGUCUGCAUUUCUUUAAUUUUCGAUCACUUUUUGGAAAAAAUUUCGAAGUACAUCCGAGAAAAAUUCAUCGGUCUUUUGCAACUUGAGUGGCCACUAAUAAUGGGAAAGGAACAGUUUCGUGAGGCCGAUAUGGCCCUAAAAGUAGUUGGUGUAAAAUUUGCGCCCGGUGACUGCGAAUUCAUGCGGCAGACGGCGUACGUUCCGGUAUACAACAAUAAACUUUAUGAAGACGUUGGAGGAAAGCUACAACCUGCAGCUUAUGGUCCUUUGGAUCCAAAAAUGGGGACAUCUACGAAAACGGGAACGUGUUCUACAUGUGGCCUAGGACUUACCGAUUGUGUUGGCCAUUUCGGAUAUAUGGACCUCGACUUUCCAGUUUUUCAUAUUGGAUUCUUCAAGCUCACUAUUCAGCUUCUUCAAUGCAUUUGUAAAAAUUGUUCUUCAAUUUUAUUAACUAAAGAGCAGUUUCGCAAUUUUUCGCGACAAGUCAUGAACCCGAAUAUAGAUUAUUUACAUAGGAAAGCUCUCCAUAAAAGAAUUGUGGCAACAUGCAAAAAGAAUGGAGAAUGUUUUGAAUGUGGAAUGAAAAACGGUGUUGUUAAAAAAGCGGUCGGAGCUGUUUUGAAAAUUGCUUUUGCAAGCCCUGUUCCAGCAGAGGAGUUAGGUAAAUAUGCGACCAUGUGCGCUUCGAAUGUUGAAGUCGGUGAUUACGUCAAGAAAAUGAAAUUUACACUUCUCAACCCUCUCUUUGUGCAGAAGCUUUUCUCAAAUAUUAAAGAACAUGAUAUUCAUGUGUUGAUGGUGCGAUCCGGUGAAGAUAAGCAUCCUAAUGAGCUUCUUUUGACAAGAAUUCCUGUUCCGCCUGUCUGCAUUCGACCAUCGGUGGUGUCUGAAGUAAAAUCAGGAACAACAGAAGAUGAUGUAACAAUGAAGCUAAUGGAGAUCAUGCUUACAAAUGACGUUCUGCGGAAACACAAAAGAGAUGGAGCGCCGACAAAAACACUAUUCGAAACAUGGGAGCAUUUGCAGAUCCAAUGUGCUCUUUAUAUCAAUAGUGAAAUGUCAGGUCUUCCUCCGGAUUUGCAGCCGAAAAGAGCCACUCGCGCGUUUACUCAGCGGCUUAAAGGAAAACAAGGACGUUUCCGGGGAAAUCUUUGCGGAAAGCGCGUUGACUUCUCAGGAAGAACUGUCAUCUCACCGGAUCCAAAUUUGAGGAUUGAUCAAGUCGGUGUUCCGAUUCAUGUCGCCAAAACUCUCACAUUUCCCGAAAUAGUAAACAGUGCGAAUAUUGACAGAAUGCGACAAUUGAUUAUAAAUGGCAGCGAUAUUCAUCCUGGUGCAAAUUAUUUGGUUGAUAAAAAGACUGGGAACAAGAGACUUUUAAAGUAUGGAAAACGUGAUGAAUUGGCCAAAAAUUUACGAUUAGGUGAUAUUGUUGAACGACAUUUGGACGAUAAUGAUGUUGUACUGUUUAAUCGACAGCCCUCUCUUCACAAAAUUUCAAUCAUGAGCCAUAGAGCAAAAGUUAUGCCGGGAAGAACAUUUCGUUUCAAUGAGUGUGCAUGUACGCCCUACAAUGCUGAUUUCGAUGGAGAUGAGAUGAAUUUGCAUUUACCGCAGACCUACGAGGCGAAAGCUGAAGCCAGCGAAUUAAUGAACGUUAAGAAUAAUUUGAUUACCCCACGUUCUGGAGAGCCUCUGAUUGCCGCUAUUCAAGAUUUUAUUACUGGCGGUUACCUAUUAACGCAUAAGGACACUUUUCUUCCUAAAGAUGAAGUUUAUCGAUUCGCAGCAGCUCUCAUUGAUCCAUCGGCGAAGAAGCAAGCAAAAAUUCGAAUUCCGCCACCAGCGAUACGGUAUCCUGUUGAACUUUGGACUGGAAAGCAACUGAUUGAACUAAUCAUCCGACCGGACAAAGGGUCAAAGGUCUCGUUGAAUUUGACAACAAAAAAUAAAAGCUACUCCGGAAAUCUGGAGUUUUGCGGAAAAGAUUCUUACGUAAUUAUUCGGAAUAGUGUACUUCUUUGUGGAGUUCUCGAUAAAUCAUUACUUGGAUCCUCAUCGAAAACAAACAUUUUCUACAUGUUGAUGAGAGAUUAUGGUGAAGAUGCCGCUGUUGAUGCUAUGUGGCGAUUGGCAAGAUUGGCUCCAGUUUUUCUGUCGAAUAGAGGAUUUUCUAUUGGAAUUGGAGAUGUUCGACCAAACGAAAGGCUUUUAGCUGAGAAAGGGCAGCUUAUUGAUAAGGGAUAUGCUGAAUGUAAUCAAUAUAUUAAACAGUUAGAAGAAGGAAGGCUGAAAGCUCAACCAGGUUGUACUGAAGAAGAAACUUUAGAAGCAAUUAUUCUUAAAGAAUUGUCGACUAUUAGAGAUCACGCUGGACAGAUUUGUCUUCGAAAUCUUUCUAAACACAAUGCUCCACUAACUAUGGCCGUUUGUGGCUCGAAAGGAUCAUUUAUUAAUAUUUCACAAAUGAUUGCUUGCGUCGGACAACAAGCCAUUUCCGGGCAUCGUCCGCCUGAUGGAUUUGAGGAUCGUUCACUCCCGCACUUUGAACGUAAAAAGAAAACUCCAGAAGCGAAAGGAUUCGUAGCGAAUAGUUUCUAUUCUGGACUAACACCAACGGAGUUUUUCUUCCACACCAUGGGAGGAAGAGAAGGAUUAGUUGACACAGCUGUUAAAACUGCCGAAACUGGAUAUAUGCAAAGAAGGCUCGUUAAAUGCUUAGAAGAUCUGUGCGCAAGUUAUGAUGGAACAGUUCGAUCAUCGGUUGGUGACAUUAUCGAAUUUGUGUUUGGUGAAGACGGUCUUGAUCCCUCUAUGAUGGAAGCCAAGGAUGGAAGCGUUGUGGAUUUUGCACAUAUAAUGGAGCACUCUAGAAACACGGAACUAGGUGAAUGUCCAAUAAAAGUAGAGGAAAUGGAGCAAUUUGUGCAAGCAGUACUCAAGAAAUACUUCAAAGGAGAACACAAGCAUUUUGCGGCUCAAUGUGAAGAAUAUCUUGUGAAGGAGCUUGAAAAGUCAAAAAAAUAUCUAACGAUGUCGGAUACUUGCGCAGAGCAUGAGAUCAUAACUGAGAAAUGUGCUGCUUGCAAACAAAAUAUGGCGUACAAAAAAUUAUUGGUUUCGAAUUGUUGUCUCACUCAUGCUCAAAUUACUACUUUCGUCAAGUUAUGUGCUUUCAAAUGUGCUAGAGCAAUUACAGAACCAGGAACUGCGGUAGGAGCUAUUGCCGCUACUAGUAUAGGUGAACCCUCUACUCAAAUGACUCUUAAAACAUUCCAUUUCGCUGGUGUUGCUUCUAUGAACAUCACUCAAGGAGUACCAAGAAUCAAGGAAAUCAUUAAUGCCGUUAAAACAACACUUGCUAGACGAGUGAAAGCAAGAAUUGAAAAAACAACGCUGGGAGAAAUUUGCGACUAUAUUGAGGAAGUUUAUUUGCCUGACGAUUAUUUCCUGCUAGUUAAAUUGAAUUCGAAGAGAAUUAGAUUGCUUCAAUUAGAAGUUAGCAUGGAGUCUAUUGCAUACGCGAUAGCGACAUCAAAAGCCUCGCCGGUUUUGAAGGGGGUUAAUAUUGUAUCACAUGGAAAAACGAUUAUGGUUGUCAGACCAGCAAAAACAUCGAAGUUUAGUAAAACGAUGACAAUGCAGAUGCUAAAAUAUUCUAUGGCGAAUGUUGUUGUGAAAGGUAUAUCUUCGGUUAAUCGCUGCGUGAUUCACGCAGAUGAAAAAAAAGGCGACAGCUACUCGCUUCUUGUGGAAGGGACCGAUUUCCGUGGCGUUUUGUCGUCAGUCGGCGUUAAUCCAAAAAAGACCAAUUUCAACAACGCUCUCGUCGUGGCGGAAGUUCUCGGAAUCGAGGCAGCCAGAAGCUGUAUAAUAAAUGAAAUCAUUGCGACCAUGGAUGCUCACGGUAUUGGCUUAGAUCGACGUCAUGUUAUGUUGCUUGCUGAUGUCAUGACUUACCGAGGUGAAGUGUUGGGAAUUACGCGGAAUGGUUUGGUUAAAAUGAAGGAUUCCGUUCUUUUAUUAGCAUCAUUUGAAAAAACAAUGGAUCACUUGUUUGAGGCGGCGUUCUUCUCGCAACGCGAUAUUAUUCAUGGGGUAUCAGAAUGUAUUAUUAUGGGAACACCGAUGACUGUUGGAACUGGAACGUUCAAGUUGUUACAGAAAUAUGAAAAGAAGCCUGAACUGAAAAAAUUAAACCCAAUUUUUGAAAAUCCGGACUUCAAGUUAAAUAUUUGA
Messenger RNA from Caenorhabditis bovis, 7509 nucleotides. The record is from the annotation of a GenBank genome assembly. NCBI's taxonomy places the organism in Eukaryota, Metazoa, Nematoda, Chromadorea, Rhabditida, Rhabditidae.